Messenger RNA from Bufo bufo (common toad), 2977 nucleotides. It is a transcript of the gene TXNDC16, whose product is annotated as thioredoxin domain containing 16. The record is from RefSeq and is a predicted model, not a curated record. Lineage: Eukaryota; Metazoa; Chordata; Amphibia; Anura; Bufonidae. The transcript is spliced from 21 exons. Bases 160 to 2577 code for a protein of 805 amino acids.
AGUGGUACCCUGGCUGCUGGUGGGGUGAGGAGGAGGCGGGACCGGGACUGAUGGAGGAAAGGGAAGUGACUGUGCGUGAGGGCUGAUCCGUGAUGAUGGGUGACCACGCAGGUGGAGGAAGCUGUCUUCCGUGUUACUGAACCCCUCACAGAUCAGAAGAUGACGGCGUUCUCCCGGUUUUUCCUGCUGCUUCUCUAUGUAAAUAGCUUUUUUAUGAUCAGCGCUGAACACGUGCUGCCUGAACUUACCACUGAUGACUAUUCCGACAGCCUGGCGCCCGGGAAGAGUUCACUGCUGUAUUUUAGCGGCUCAGAUCGUCCCGGUAAUGUCAUAUUCCUGGAAGAAUUACAGAAGUCAUCCAGCGUUCUCCAGGACUACGGGAUUUCCGUAGCUAAGGUUCGCUGUGUCAAGGAGGCGGCGCUACGAUUUUGUGCAGAGGACAAGGCCUAUUUAUUCAGGGGAUCCAAAUUAUUGCGGGAAUUCCCCGCGGAUACGCUGUUUGAUGUCAACGCCAUUGUCGCCAAUGUUUUAUUCGUUCUCCUAUAUAACAAAGUCAAGUACAUCACCUCCACCUUGGAACUCCAGAAAUUAGAAGACGCUACGAAAGGGAAGAAGAACAUUGUUUUCACUUACGUCCGGGCGAUCGGAACGCCAGAGCACCGUUAUGUCAUGGAAGCCGCUUUUGCACAUGGAUCCACGCACCAGUUUGUGGUAACCACAGAGAGCAAUGUGCUGAAGAGCAUGAGCCCUGAAGACCCCAGCCUCAUAUCGGCAAGACUUGUGUUCAUCCAUUGUAAAUCAGUGACGAGGGCCGAUCAGAAAUGUCAGCGAACGUUGUCAGACCAGCCCCUGACCACGAUCCAUAUCCAUCGCUUUCUGAAACUCAUGGGGCUCCCUCUAGUGGUUGAGGUUUCCGACGAUCCUGAUAAAUUUAGCAGCGUUCACCUCCAGCUGGGAUUACCUGUCAUCUUUAUUCUGAGUCAGCAAGAGACCUAUGAAGUUGACAUGGAGACGGCGGAGGACGUGGCCUGGCAGCUACAGGGGAAAGCCGGCGUGGGCGUAGUACAGAGGGAGAAGUCCGGGAUAAACAUUCCUGUCGCUUACAACGUGGCUGUGAAGAGACCAGAUGAAAACUCACCGGUAAAGUACCUGAAGUUGAAAGAGACUCAGCAGAUCUUAGACCUCAUACAUGUGUCUAAGGAAGAGCAGCCUGAGAAGCCCGAAGAAAGUCAUGGUGAUCCAGGGGUCCAGGAUGAUGAGGUAGCGAGGGACGUAUACAGGAACAGAAGGCCCGUCCUCCCGCUGAAGCUGGUUCCCUCCCUGACAGAUGACACAUUCAAGACGGUCUUCUCCAGCGCGCGCCCCACGGCCGUGCUCUUCUACAUGAUCUGGGAACACAUUUCCAUAAUUCUUCUUCAGUUCUUUCAAGAGGUGGCCGAGAAGUAUAAAGGGAUCCUGGAGGUGUCUUUGGCCGCAGUGAAUUGCGCUGACUGGACAGUUGUCUGCACCGAGGAGAAGAUCACGCAGUUUCCCUCAGUACGGAUUUACCAGGCAGGGCAGGAGCCGGUCCUGUACCAGGGCAUGAUGGGCACCGACGAACUGGCAAGGUUUCUCAUACUGUUUCAUCUGGAAUGUCCCCGUCAGUUACAUACCGUGGAAGAAGCGGAAGGCUUUAUAAGUGGGGCGAUGCACACGUCACUACUGCCCUAUCACAACACGUCAAUACUGGGAAUAUUUACCAUUGAUAUGAAAGAAGGAGCAGCUGAAGAUUUCAUUAGGGCCGCAAGACACCUAAGAGGUUCUGCAGUAGUGGGAAUUUACACUGGAGAAUCCGCCUCAGUCCUGGCACAGCAGUAUGGCGCGCCUCCCCCCGCCAUCUUGUUUUCCAGACGCUCCUCGCAGAAAGUCCACGCCGUCUCCAUCCACAACGCUCCUCCCGCAGAUGAAAUCCUUCCACUUCUAAAAUGGGAGCUUCUUGGAGAGUUUCCGGAGGUCACCGUGGAGUCACUCCCCGCCCUGAUGAAACGCCAGAAGCCCCUGCUCAUCCUCUUCUCCGAUGGCGUCCCCAACCCCCGCACCGAAAAACACAUCUCGAGUUUGGUGAGAGGGAAAUACCUGGAGCAGUAUGUGACCUGCUGGUUAAACGUGAAGAACACCCCGGCGGGUCUCCUUGUACUGAAGACGUAUUUCAGUGUAAUCCCACCUUUGCCUCAGCUCGUCCUGAUCUCGUUUGAUUCACAGGGACAAGUCUUUGCUCUUCCCGUCGAUCAGCAGAUCAGUGAAGUCAGUAUAUUAUAUUGGCUGGAAAUGGUAAAAGCCGGAGAGGAAGUUCCCGUCUACUUUCUGUCUAAAGAUGAUUGGGGGCCUCCCCUUCCGCACUACGAUUUCCUUGCCAUGAUGGACGAGGUCGACCCCAACUUGGCUGCGCAGAAAAUUCGGAUACGCAUGAAAUCCGCCAGAAGUAAAAAAGCCGAACUGUCCACCAAAGAGGAGAAACGACAAAGUACAAGUCUGCGCAGAACUAUACCAAAAUUCAUAGACGGUGAAGAAGAAUCCGGUCGUCACGAGGAGCUUUGAACAAAGUCUAAUUUGGCCACAUUUACCAGGGAGUACUGCUGGAAAAUCAGGCUACUCGCCGCCAUGCUUUACAUGGCAGCUGUGCUUUCUCACCAGGAUCUCACUGAUCGUCGCUGUGAAAUUACACAGCAGUCAGUGCUGAAGAAAGCAAACCUCAGGUAAGCAAUGUCCAUGGAGAAGUGCAGUACAUGUAUAUAUUCCAUGGGGUGCAGAGGUAGCUGGUGCGCCCGGGCCCUGGUGCCUGAGGGGGCCAAACACCCUGAACCCACAUAAGAAGAAACCAGUGUUAUAAAUGAUGCAUGAUAGGCAGGGGCCCUAUUACAGACUGUCAUUGGGGCCCAUGUGAUGCCACUGCAUCAACAGGAAAACCUGUCCCCCACACGGACUGUGUCUUUGUAUC